This is a messenger RNA of Chelonia mydas (Green sea turtle), 6305 nucleotides long. It is a transcript of the gene GGA1, whose product is annotated as golgi associated, gamma adaptin ear containing, ARF binding protein 1. The coding region runs from base 2172 to 4277 and encodes 701 amino acids. The record is from RefSeq and is a predicted model, not a curated record. Gene Ontology annotation, cellular component: trans-Golgi network. Gene Ontology annotation, molecular function: ubiquitin binding; small GTPase binding; phosphatidylinositol binding. NCBI's taxonomy places the organism in Eukaryota, Metazoa, Chordata, Testudines, Cheloniidae. The transcript has 17 exons. Gene Ontology annotation, biological process: intracellular protein transport; vesicle-mediated transport.
GAAUUGCAACUUUUAGGUCUGUAAUUGAGUGACCAAAGAGAUUGAAGUGUUCUCCGACUGGUUUUCGAAUGUUAUAAUUCUUGAUGUCUAAUUUGUGUCCAUUUAUUCUUUUACGUAGAGACCGUCCAGUUUGGCCAAUGUACAUGGCAGAGGGGCAUUGCUGGCACAUGAUGGCAUAUCUCACAUUGGUAGAUGUGCAGGUGAACGAGCCUCUAAUAGCGUGGCUGAUGUGAUUAGGCCCUAUGAUGGUGUCCCCCUGUGGACAGUUGGCAACGGGCUUUGUUGUAAGGAAAGUUAUUUAGGUUAGUCAAGACAGAGAGCUAACCAAGCUAGAUGAAUGAGCAAACAAACUCUGGUGUUAAAAGGCACACAUUGCAGGAGAAAUACUUGCACAUUGCAGGGGAAAUAUACCUCACAGGGUUCUAAAUUCACUCAUUAACCCAAGAAAGGGACUGGACAUUAUCACAGACAACUCAAUGAAAACUUCUGCCCAAUGCAUAACUGUGGUCAAAAACAGCUAACAGGGGUAGUAAGGAAUGGGAUGGAAAGUACUACCAAAAAUCAUAAUGAUACCUUUAUAUAAGUCUACCUCACCCUGAAUAGUGCAUGCAGUGCUGGGCACCUUAUCUCACAAAAAGAAAAGGAGGACUUGUGGCACCUUAGAAACUAACCAAUUUAUUUGAGCAUAAGCUUUCGUGAGCUACAGCUCACUUCAUCGGAUGUAUGUAGCUCACGAAAGCUUAUGCUCAAAUAAAUUGGUUAGUCUCUAAGGUGCCACAAGUCCUCCUUUUCUUUUUGCAAAUACGGACUAACACGGCUGCUACUCUGAAACUUAUCUCACAAAGGAUAGCGCAAAGCUGGAAGGGUUUCAGAGAAGAGCGAUGAGAAUGAUCAAAGGCCUGGACAAAUUCCAUAUAAAGAGAAUGAAAAGCUUGAGGAUGUUCACCUUAGAAAGGAAACAUGACAGAAGUAUAUCAAAUAAUGAAUGGCAUAGCAAAGGUGGAUGGGACUGAAAGCUUCUAUCAUCCCUGUCUUAUAACACAAGAACAAGGGGCCACUCGCUGAAAUUAAAAUGUUGGACAUUCAAAAGGAAAAUGUAAAUACUGAUUAAUUUAUUUAACACCCAGACAAACCACCAUAGCCUGUGGAACUCACUGCCACAUGACACCACUGAGACCCAAGAACAGGGUAAGAGUCAAGGUGGGGGGGGGGAGAAGGAUAUGUAUAAGAAGAGCAGGAACAUCCCGGUGAAGAUACGAGGCCCUUCCCCGCAGGCCGUGAUGGGGGCCCCCACCCCCCAGCAGCCACAGACCAGCGAGACCCCCAGAGCACAAGAACGUGCAGCCCUAUCAGCCCCUUCUUUCAGGGUGAGCUCCGGCAGCUGUGGCUCCACUAGCCAGCCCCAGCGCUUGACCCGGACCCGCCUUGCGGCCGGUAGUUCCGCAGGCUGCCGCUUCCCGGGCUGGGGGGGGGGGGGGCGGGUUUGCUCUUCACCUGCUCAGAACUCCCCGGCAGCCGCCGCCCCCCCACGCCUGGCAAAGGCAGCGCCGGGGGGGGGGGGGAGGAGGAGGAGGAGGAGGAGUCCAUUUCCCCGAGGGGGUUGGGGCGGACGGUACCAAGGGCACCCACGGCCCUACAUCGCCACCCCCUACCCCUCCAACGCCCUUUUAAAGGACACGCGCCCCGAGGCGGAAGUUCCCCUUCCUCUCCCGUGCCCUUCCUGCCCCAAUCACCGGCAGCCAGCCAGCCACCGGGACAAAAGCCCUCCUGGAAGUUGGGCUCCAUGGCGCCGUCCUGUUCCCGACGCUCUGGCGCCGCCACAUGGUCUCUAUGGCACAACCGCAACGGCUUCCAGACAGUUCUUCCGCUUCGUCUCUUCUGCUGGCCCGUGGCGCGGCGGACUUUUCCCGUUCCGAGCUCUAUGGUUUCCGGCGCUGACGCGCUAGGGGGAGGUGGCAACUCUAUUGUUCACGCGGCGGCGCUCUAGCGGAAGGCCGCGCGGCUUUGUGAUUCCUGAGACGCUCUAUGCGGACGAGGGGAGCUCCAUGGUCUCCGUAGCGGCGCUCUAGACGGUUCUCCCCGAUCUCGAUGGCUCCGCGCCGCCGGGCCGGGAGGGCGGAAGGGACGUUGCCCUUUUAAGCCAACGGGCGGCGGGCGCCGCACGAGCCGCCAUGGAGCCGGACACGUUGGAGUCGUGGAUCAACAGGGCUACGAAUCCUCUCAACAAGGAUCUGGACUGGGACAGCAUCAAUGCUUUCUGUGAGCAGCUGAAUAAGGAGCUAGAAGGUCCCCCGCUUGCCACCCGACUUUUAGCUCACAAGAUCCAGUCUCCGCAGGAAUGGGAAGCCAUCCAGGCCUUAACGGUGCUGGAGACCUGCAUGAAGAACUGCGGCAAGCGCUUCCACGACGAGGUGGGCAAGUUCCGCUUCCUCAACGAGCUCAUCAAGGUGGUGUCGCCCAAGUACCUAGGCAGCCGGACUCCUGAGAAGGUGAAGUUGAAAAUCCUGGAGCUUAUGUACAGCUGGACACUGGGUCUGCCUCAGGAAGUGAAGAUCACAGAGGCCUAUCAGAUGCUGAAGAAACAAGGAAUCGUGAAGUGCGACCCGAAGCUGCCGGACGAGGCUCCCUUGCCCCUGCCUCCCCCCCGGCCCAAGAAUAUCAUCUUUGAUGAUGAGGAGAAGUCCAAGAUGCUGGCUCGCCUGCUGAAAAGCUCCCAUUCUGAGGACCUCCGGGCUGCCAACAAGCUCAUCAAGGAAAUGGUUCAGGAGAUGUCGUUUGAAGGGGGAAGCCGCUCUGUGCCCGCUAUCGUAGCCGUCCCAGUCCCAACUUGUGGGGAGGGAGGACGUCAGACCCCCCUCACCCAUCUGCACCUCCCGCUCCAGGACCAGAAGCGAAUGGAGAAGAUCUCCAAGCGUACAAAUGCCAUCGAGGAGGUGAACAACAACGUGAAGCUGCUGACAGAGAUGGUAACCAGCUACAGCAAGGGGGAGACGACGGAGAGCAGCGAGGACCUCAUGAAGGAGCUGUACCAGCGCUGCGAGCGCAUGAGGCCCAUGCUCUUCCGGCUCGCCAGCGACACAGAGGACAAUGACGAGGCGCUAGCGGAAAUCCUGCAGGCCAAUGACAACCUGACCCAGGUGAUCAACCUGUACAAGCAGUUCGUGAGAGGAGAGGAGAUCAAUGGAGAGACUGUGGCUGGCCCCCUCCAAGGCAGCACCUCAGCACUCCUGGACCUGUCGGGACUGGACAUGCCAGCUCCGGGCCCCUCCUACCCAGCCUUACCCACCCUGUCGGGUGGCUCCAUGCUCCCUGUGCCUGACCCAGCCAGCUCCGUCUCCUUGCUGGAUGACGAGCUCAUGUCUCUCGGGCUGAAUGACCCGUCCCCCCAGGCUGUGGACAGCAGCGGCUGGAACAGUUUCCAGGAUAGCAGUGAGCCCAGCCUGCCCUCCAUCCCAGCUGCUCCCGCACGUAGAGCAGAGGCAGGAACACCCGCCCCGGGCCCUUCCCCUGUCACCAGUGGCCUGGAUGACCUGGACCUGCUGGGGAAGACUCUGUUACAACAGUCCCUGCCUCCAGAGUCGCAGCAAGUCCGAUGGGAGAAGCAGCCGCCCCCCCGGCUCACGUUACGGGACCUCCAGAACAAGACCAGCUCUGGCACCUCAGUGGCUGCCACCAGCGGCACCCCCACCCUGCUCCGGAGCAUCUCCUCAAGCCCUUCGGCCCCCCUACCCCCUCCCUUGGAGCAGCCUGCCCCUGCCACGCUUCCGAGAACCACCCCCACGCCGGCCGGAGCUAUGCCGCCCCCGCUGGGGCUCCCCACUCCCACAUCCCCCCAGGAGAUCUCGCUGGCGAACAUCACAGUGCCUCUGGAGUCCAUCAAACCGAGCAGCAUCCUCCCAGUGACGGUCUACGACCAGCACGGCUUCCGGGUCCUCUUCCACUUUGCCCGAGACUCUCUGCCCGAGCGGCCUGACAUGCUGGUGGUGGUGAUCUCCAUGCUCAGCACGGCCCCACUGCCCAUCCGCAACAUCGUCUUUCAGUCUGCUGUCCCCAAGGUGAUGAAGGUCAAGCUGCAGCCGCCCUCGGGGACAGAGCUCCCAGCAUUUAACCCCAUCGUCCACCCGACUGCCAUCACCCAAGUCCUGCUGCUCGCCAACCCGCAGAAGGAGAAAGUGAGACUACGAUACAAGCUGACCUUCACUAUGGGGGAGCAAACCUACAAUGAAAUGGGGGACGUGGACCAGUUCCCCCCUCCAGAGUCCUGGGGCAGCCUCUAGGGCCACGGCUAGGGUGCUUUUCCCGAAUCCCAAGGACUCCACAUGCCUGCAGGACUGGAGUCCCCUGGGGCUGGCGCGUUGACUCUGGAACUAGCCUCUGGGGACCAGGGCAGCAGCAGUGCGUGUGAAGGCCGGCGGAUGAGAGCAGAGCCAAGAGGAGGAGGGUGUCGGCUCAGUACAGGGUGGGGGUGGGGGAUGGAGCAAGAAGCUGCUCUGAUCAUCUUCCCUGCUCUUGUAAUCCAGCCUCCCAUCUUGCUCCUCUUCUAACCCCGCUUCCCCUUCAGCAGCAGGCGUAGCGAUCAGCUGAGAGUAACACUAACGAACCCUGGCCUGGAGGCAGAAUCCAGAGAUCCUCCUUCCUCUUCUCAUAUAGGGCCUUUGCUGCUCCCCACCCUGGAGCUGCUUCAGACUCCCCAUCCAGUCCCUACUCCUAGCAAACUCUGCUCUGGCACCUCUGGGGGUAACUCUUUGGGGGCUCCCCAUUUGCCGCCGGGCCCCAAGUUGUCUCUUCCCACCCCGUCAUGAUUCCCUACCUGCGAUGGGAUCACCCCGAGAACCCAAGUGGAGCAGGCUGAACGGGCUGGGCGAGGGGCCCUGACCACCCUUCACUGCAGAGCAGGCAUCCGUCCCUGCUGGGGGCAGGUUUCCCAGAGUCCUUGGCUCCUGCCCAGGGGCAGAGCUGUGCUGGGGAGGCUGGCUGCUCUGUGACAUGGAGGCUGUGUAAUGCCAGCAGGGAGUUCUUCAGUUCCAUGGCAUCUGGGCUGCAUCCUGGCUCCCAGCCGCUGACUCAAGCAGGGGAAGGGGGUUCUGAACUGGUCAUGCCCCGUCAGACCCUGUCCCACUGCAGCGAGUGGUCAGGGGCAUGGUGGGGCGGGGGGGGCAAUAUGCCAUAUGCGAGAAGGACUAGCAAGAAAGCAGCGUGGCCUUUUUGGGCAGCAGUGAGGAAAAGGAGCGGGUAUUAAGCAUGUCUCCACCCCUGCGCUUGGGCCAGGCUGUUCCAACCCACAGGCUCCCCUCGCCACCUGUUGCAGGAGCCUGGGGUGAGAAGCAGCUAAAGGCCCUUCUUCCACCUCGCCAUGUGAACUCCUUGGGUUGAGGGUUUUAUUUCCUUCCUCUUGUGAGGAUGGGCCAGCAGGGGAGUCCCCCCGCACCCCGCUUGUCACCUGGGAGAGUGCAGGCAGUUGCCUGAGGAAUGCAAAGGGGGACCCUGCUUCCCUGCUGGUAGAGCCCCACUUGUUGGUACAGGGGAAAGGAAAGGGGGCAUUUCUUGGCACUGUUCCCAGAGGGGCUGACUCAGUGCAGGUUAGUGAUGAGGGAGCACAGCUUCCAGUGGGCUCUUUGGAGGGAGAUGGGAAACUCCUGGUCUGUCUGACUGACAUAAGGGGCAGGUCUUUCUCCGUGCAUCAGGGAUUCCAGCAGUUCAAUCACUGUGACACAAAACUGGUAUCUGCUGGACCAUGAUGCUGUUACGGAGGGAAGCGGAUGGAUUAAUAGUUGAGCUGCAAGCAGCGUCCUUGCCCACCACACCCUCACCUUGCUGAUCAGCUUGCAGGCUGCACUAACCCCUCUUCCCCUGCCCACCCCCAGACAGGUUUCAGGCCCUAUGCUGGGAGGGCUCUGUCUAUUUCCAACUGACCUGCAUGUCAUAGGUAAAACCUCUCCCUGGAGAUGCUUUGGAAAGAGGGCUCCGGCAUAGGGACCUUGCCCAGGAAUGAGGGCUGGAUCCAAAUGUCAGAGGCCAACCAGUGGGGCUGUGCUCCUGUCUUGGGGGAACCAGAAUUGCUUGGGGGGUGGAGCAUGGAGUGGGAGGGAAGGCCUCUGUGAGGUGGGGCUCUGCUGUGUCUUAUUUUCUUUUCUGGUCUCUUUCAGGGGUUUUGUAUGGAUUUUCUUUGCAGAUCUUGUUGGUUCUCGAACAGACUUGUAUAUAUAUUUUUUCGGUGCAAAUUCUGUACAUGGAAAAGGAUUUAAAAAAACCGCCCGGCGCGAAAUCUGCUGUAUUUAUGGGAAAUAAAGAGUGUUCUUUCCUGA